CCAGGUGAUUGUGACAGGGGGGAAUGGACAAUUAUAUAGUGUCCCAUCUGUGUCGAUGGGGGCCGCUCAGAUGUUACUACCUCAUGGUCAGCUGUUGAAUGUCGCAAAGUCAUCAGGUGUCUUUGUGGAGAAAAGACAGCAGACAAUCAUCACAUCCAUAAAAGACAGUGAUGGCACUCAUAGUUUAGCUGCAGUGGCAGCUCAGAAUGUCACUGGUAUUAAAAUUCACAGGAAAAGUCCUCCUGAUGUAUUUGAGCCUCCAGUGAAGCCACUUCCGCCUGGGGCACCAACCUGGGCUCUGAGACUGCGCCGGUGUGAGAAGAUUGGUGACUCGUACCGUGGUUACUGUAACACAGAGGCAGAGCUGGAAGCCAUUCUGCUUCUACACAAGCAGCAGACCCACGCCGUGUUUGGCACCCGUCAGUCACCCUCACCGGCUAAACCUGCCACCAGACUCAUGUGGAAAUCACAGUAUGUGCCGUACGAUGGCAUUCCCUUUGUUAAUGCAGGAAGCAGAGCCAUUGUGAUGGAAUGCCAGUUUGGUCCACGGAGGAAGGGCGUUCAACCUAAAAAAGGGUCUGAGCAAGAAACAAAUCAAAGCAUCCUCUACAAAGCAACCUGCCCUGCCAGAAUAUAUAUCAAAAAAGUACGAAAAUUCUUGGAGUACAAGGUUCCAACAGAUCCCAAAGUGGACAAGAAGGUAGUGCGGCAAGAGCAGGAGAAAGCCUUCUUCAACCUCAAGAAGACUUUAUGGGAUGUUGGAGGCGUUGAAAGGUAUUACAUCCAGCUUCCCACAGAGAAAGCCCACCUGUACCACGACGUGGACACUGCAAACCUGCCUCCACUUCCAGAGCAGAUCUGCUUCGCAGAGGAACAACAAAAUGAAGAGGAAGAGACAGAGGAGCUGGAUGUCCUGAUGGAAGAUGGGACACCCCUACCCUCUCGACUACACCCGCUCGUUGCAGAGAAGAUCUGUGAGUUGGUGGCACAAGGUCAUAAUGAGGUUUACACUGUCCGCAAGCAGCUCAGGAGGUUUGUGGAACGUGAGAUGUUCAAAUCGGAGGAAGUGCCUGAGAGACACAAUCUGUGUUACUUUCCCACUGUCAUUGACAUCAAGAACCACAUCCACGAGGCUCAGAAAGCUCUUCAGAUGACCACGGGACCAAUGGCUCCCUCAGACACAGAAUGGAAAGCAGAGGCUAAUAACUUGCUUCCGGAGACUUUGACCUUGGCCCUGACUCCUGCUACUGUGGGCGUAUCCUCUCAGAAGGAAGGGCUCCUGGAAGGAAGUGACACUCUUUCUCCAGAGGCUGUGCAGCUCUUCAGCUCUCUCACCUCACUGCAGCCCAAGAUCUUUGCACAUCUCCAGGCAAUCCAGCUACAGCCUGCCUUGUGUCCAGUGGAAGAAACUGCUCAACCUACAGCAGCACCACCAGAAGCCCAAGAGCUGUCCAGCCCUGCACCCCCACAGCCUGUCCUGCUGAGUCCGUCCCACUUCCUGCAGUCGAGUCCCAGUGCUGGUGAAAGCGUAACUGUGUGUGACGGCAUGAGUCAGCUGGUGAGCGUGGCCUCGGCCGCUGACGGUGGCAUCACACAAAUCCUGUUGGAGGAUGGACAGGCCAUUCCUGUCCAGAUUGUAGACCCUGCAAGCAUAACUUUGACUCCCUCAGCGGACUAAACUCCAGUAAAAUAGGAUGGUGGAUGUGUCAGUGGAUGUGUGAGCAGAGUCAGAGGCUGGAAACACAACAGUGGGAAAAGAAAACAACAUUCUGAGCUCUUUGAUCACUGGAGGAUUCAUUCAUUGUAUCCUAUACAGUAUUAUGUGAACAUGGACUUGUAUGCAAUAUUGAUAUGUAGUAUUAUUAUUUUUUCCCCAUAUAUUAUAAUUUCCCAUUAUUGCUAUCUUAAUUUAUUAUGGUGACAACAAGAGAAAAAAGCAAUUUCUCAUUAAAAGUCUAACUGAAUAAAUGAG
Sinocyclocheilus grahami is the source of this 1972-nucleotide messenger RNA. RefSeq names its product calcium responsive transcription factor (gene carf). Bases 56 to 1678 code for a protein of 540 amino acids. The transcript is spliced from 12 exons. Gene Ontology annotation, biological process: regulation of transcription by RNA polymerase II. Gene Ontology annotation, molecular function: RNA polymerase II cis-regulatory region sequence-specific DNA binding; DNA-binding transcription factor activity, RNA polymerase II-specific. The record is from RefSeq and is a predicted model, not a curated record. Lineage: Eukaryota; Metazoa; Chordata; Actinopteri; Cypriniformes; Cyprinidae. Gene Ontology annotation, cellular component: nucleus.